AUAGGCAGAGGAAGAGAAGUGGCACAUACCUGGCGUGGCGACUGGCGAUGGCCUCGCUGACCCCUGGCGUGCUGUCGAAGCUUCUAGAGAACGCGGGAAGCAAGGUGACGGCGUCGCACCGGCAGGCCCUCCUGCAGGUCACGGAGAUCGUGCCGCGGGUGUCGCCGCACUCGCCGCUCCACACGCGCGGCUACUUCCUGAAGCUCUCCGACUCCCUCCACGCGGCCUUCGUCUCGGUCUCGGACGCCGACGCCGACCUCAUCUGCUCCGACAAGCUCCAGCUGGGCCAGUUCGUGUACGUGAGCCGCCUCGACCACGCGCACCCCCUCCCCCUCGUCCGCGGCCUCAACCCCCUCCCCCGCCGCCGCCCCUGCGUCGGAAACCCCACAUUGCUCCUCCAACCCACGCUCCAACACGAGCUUCAAUCUAACAACAACGAGGUUGAGGCUAAAAGGGCUUGGGAUCACACUCCUCCUUCCGUCAACAAACCCAAACCUGCUUCUGCUAGACUCAAGCCCUACAAAUCUAACGUGUUAGACAAGAAGGUUUCUGUUAAAGCUGUUUCUCCUCUAAAAUCUCCAACAUCAAGUGUCUCACCCUUGAAGAACAAAAACGAGAACUUGUGUCCAAAAUCAUUGGCAAGCACACCCCCGAGGAAAAAUACUAGUGCUAGGUCACCCUCUGGUGGCACUGUUCCUAGCCAACUUGUUAAGGUACCCCUCAAUUUCAAGACUUGGUGUUACGACACACCCGCAUGUUGGGCUGAUCUCUCACCCUCCUUGUGUGAUCAUGGAAAGCAAGUUGUAGCUCACAGAAAUGCUGCUUUUUUGGCGGCUGUGCGGUAUCUUGAAGAAGCAUCUGCUACAGAUACUUUGAUCCAAUGCAUGCGCAUGUAUGCAGAACUUUGCCAGUCUUGUCAAACAUAUUCUGCUGGAUCACUUGUGAAGCAGUUUCUGGAGCUUCACCUGAGUUUGCAGAGAGUAACACUGGUAUUUGAUUCCUUACUUGCCCAGCCACCUGAAACAAAGCCAAGCAAUCUCCUUACCCUACAGUGUCUAACAGAAGAUGCAUGCAAAGUUCCCACUCGGAAGAAUGCUAUAUCUUGGGUACAAGCUGCCAUAGUUACCGAUCUUUCCAAAUUCAAUCUAUACGAAACACAGGAGAAAAGUGGGGUUCCAAGUGGUGAGAAAUGUCAUUAUGUUGUCAUUGAGAAUUCUUCUGAGGACAACAAUACGGAGAAUUCGCCUGCUCAGAACAAACAAAAUCGUGUAAAUCAAGCAAACCACUUGCCAAACUCAACUGCAAAAAGAUUUCCUUCUUCGAAGCGGAAUCUCUUGGCAGCCAAGGGCAAGGAUGCUAUCAAACAGGAUCAAUCAAAACAAACUGAAUUAAAAGAGACUGCAAGUUUGGCCAAACAACUGCUUGAGGCAUCUAGUGAUUGGUUCCUGAAGUAUUUGGAAGAAUCUCUUAAUAAUGAAUUUGGGUUGAAAAAUGAAGCAAGCACUGAGAUUGCAUGUCUUCUUGGACAGCUCAAACAGGUGAAUCAGUGGUUAGAUAAUUUGGUUGGUGGAGAUAAGGUUGAUCACAGGGUAGAGAAACUAAGGAAAAGAAUGUAUCGGUUUGUACUUGAGCAUGUUAAUUCUGCCGUUGCUUCUAAUCAGUAAAUGUAGAACCACGAGAACUAACAGAAUUGACAAAUUGGAGAAUACUAUCCUCAACUGACUCUGCAUUGGAUAGCUGACAGUGGUAUUACAGAGAACAUUUAAAGUUUAAACAGCUCGUGUUAGUCUUGGUACCGUAUAAUGACCACUUAACUUAGAAUCAUGUACCUUGUUGUAUAAUUUAAUCUAACUUUGUCGCUGAACGAAGUUAUGCCCAAUAUUAUGCAAUUUUGAGCUGUAUUCUAUCGAUAUGGAUGCUACUAUUGGCUGAAAACUUAUAUUAUAAUUAAUUUAUUUUG
Molecule: messenger RNA, 1960 nt
Organism: Cajanus cajan (pigeon pea)
Lineage: Eukaryota; Viridiplantae; Streptophyta; Magnoliopsida; Fabales; Fabaceae
Product: elongation factor 1-delta, putative (DUF936)
Source: RefSeq, a predicted model, not a curated record